Messenger RNA from Salvelinus sp. IW2-2015, 1349 nucleotides. RefSeq names its product class I SAM-dependent methyltransferase. Gene Ontology annotation, molecular function: S-adenosylmethionine-dependent methyltransferase activity. NCBI's taxonomy places the organism in Eukaryota, Metazoa, Chordata, Actinopteri, Salmoniformes, Salmonidae. The record is from RefSeq and is a predicted model, not a curated record.
CUAAUCGAAUAAGAAGUUGUUACAGCUGCUUGGCAGCUUUUUUACGUUUCAAUAUUAACAUMUGUCUUUAUAUAUUCGUGAGGUUGUUUGGCGACUGAAGUUUACUUCCAGAGGCUUGCUUCCGAGUGUCGUUGAUUAGGGUGUGGACAGAGCGCUUUCUGUGAGACAGCAGGUCCUAGUGAAGGAGCAGGUCUGUCUCUGUCUGCUGAGUCACUGCAAGCUGGAAGGAGCACUAGGCUAGCYGAGCAGACGACAGCAGAGCACCAUGACCCACCGGCUGUUUGAGGAGAAACACCAUGCCUCUAUCUACCAGAGGUACCGCUUUGUACCCCCAGAGGAGAUCAGAGACAUCAUCCUGCAUUACCUGGAAAGGAAGAAAGUCCAGCCUCAUGCCCUAGCUGUGGACRUGGGCUGUGGGACGGGGCAGAACUCACGCCUGCUGGCCCCACACUUCCAGGAAGUGGUGGGCAUCGACAUCAGCGAGUGCCAACUGGAGGAGGCCAGGGCAGUGGCAGGGUUGAACAACAUCACCUACAGGAAAGGGACAGCAGAGGAGCUGCCGUUUCCGGAUGGUUCUGUGGACCUACUGACUGCAGCCUCAGCGGCCCAUUGGUUUGACCAGGAGCGGUUCCUCUUGGAGGCAGGCCGGGUCCUGAAGCCUUGCGGCUGCAUGGCUCUGCUUGGCUUUGCUGAUAACUUCAGACUCCAUUACGGCUCAUGUGGGGACAGACUCACUGACAUCUAUGAGGAGUUGAAGAAGGUGCUGUUACCAUACACCAGCACACAGGUAGCAGUGUCCAACACCAAACUAAGGGAGCUUUACGCUGCUAUCCCCUUCCCUGACAAAGAGAGGAUUGAGUGUAUCCCACUGAAGCAGCAGAUCUCAGUGAGGAACAUAGUGGGCUUCAUGGAGUCCUUCUCCAUGUACCAGGCCUUCCAGAGGGCCGAGCCUGAUGCUGCCACCGCACUGCUGCAGAGAACACUCGACAGGUUUCUGAAGGAGAUGGGAGUCACAUCACCAGACACACUCAUGGAGGUGACGCUGGAGUAUUUCUGUGUCCUGGCGUCUAAACCGGAGUGAAACACUCUUUACAGUGUYAAUYUGUUUGUGUGGAGACAGAUGUUUCUUAAGCUUGUGUCAAUCAUGUUUAAGCUGUUGUUAAUAGAAGUAGUAUUCUGUUCACAUAAGAUGUCAUUGAAGUCCCUUUGGUUUUGUCUCUUUUCUUUUAUACAUUGUAAUGUAGAGCAAACUAUUAGCCUUAGUCACAUCAUUAUCAAAAUGGUUGCCACAUUUAGUAUCUUCCUUGCCUGAGAUUMACAAUAAAAUGUGUCUGUAGACAGAAUUGUAA